Molecule: messenger RNA, 2541 nt
Organism: Triplophysa rosa
Lineage: Eukaryota; Metazoa; Chordata; Actinopteri; Cypriniformes; Nemacheilidae
Gene: prdm6
Product: PR domain containing 6
Exons: 8
Coding region: 124-1746 (540 amino acids)
Cellular component (GO): nucleus
Molecular function (GO): protein binding; histone methyltransferase activity
Source: RefSeq, a predicted model, not a curated record
CUGUGAUGUCUCCUCCCUGGAUCAUGAAGUCUUUGAUCACACGAUGGAACUUGCUGCCCUUAUAGCCGUAACCUUUCUGAGGAGAGAAUCUCUGAGUGUUGUCACUGACAGCACAGGUCGGAUAUGCUGAAGCCGAGCGAGCCCAGCGGUUCUGCUUUCCUCAAAGUGGACCCGACUUACAUCCAGCACUGGCAGCAGCUGUUCCCGCAGAACCCGCUGAAAACAGCCGCGCUGGAGAACCUCCGACAGAGACCCAACCUCAUCUCCUCGACCUCAUCGGCAUCUGUACCGGCGCCCUCGAGCGCUCCCUCCGUGUCGUCUUUAGCGGGUUUGAGUCAGCUCGCGGUGCCGCAGAUCGCGCUGUUCGGACAGUCGGACAGCAGCGGCACCGGCGGCUCGUGUCAGGCCAGAGAACUUUCAAACUUUCAGAAUGAUCGCGCGUCCCGUCUGAAGCUGAGCUCCGAGGAACUGGACUUCUAUCUGUACGGCCAGCAGAGGAUGGAGAUCAUCCCUCUAAACAACCACUGCGGAGACGUUCAUAACCGCUGUGACAUGUGUGCGGACAACCGGAACGGGGAGUGCCCCAUGCACGGCCCCCUGCACUCGCUGCGGAGGCUGGUGGGGACCAGCAGCGCCUCGGCAGCCGUUCCCCCCCCAGAGGUCCCGGAGUGGCUGAGGGAUUUGCCCCGUGAGGUGUGUCUGUGCACCAGCACCGUCCCGGGUCUGGGCUACGGCAUCUGUGCAGCCCAGCGCAUCCCACAGGGCACCUGGAUCGGGCCCUUCCAGGGAGUGUCUCUACCGCUGGACAAGGCUCAGUCCGGUCCCGUUCGAAACACAAGACACUUAUGGGAGAUUUAUGAUCAGGAGGGAGCGCUGCAGUACUUCAUUGAUGGUAAUGAACCCAGUAAAUCCAGCUGGAUGAGAUACAUCCGCUGUGCCAGACACUGUGGAGAACAGAACAUGAUGGUGGUGCAGUACAGGUCGUGUAUUUUCUACCGGGCGUGUACAGAUAUUCCUCGUGGAACGGAGCUUCUGGUUUGGUAUAAUGACAGCUAUACGUCUUUCUUUGGAAUUCCGCUGCAGUGCAUCGCUCAGGAUGAAAACUUAAAUGUGCCGACUACUGUAAUAGAGGCCAUGAGUCGACAGGAGACGCUUCAGUCUUUCAGUAAAAGUCCCAAAUCCUCUUCACUGGUUCUGCAGCGUUCACUGGUGUUUCCCCAGACGCCCUCCUCACGGAGCUUCUCUCUCCUGGACAAGAGCGGACACAACGUCACAGAGUCCGUUUUGAACCAGAUGAGCUCGAAAAACCAGCGCGUGCUGGCGAGUCCCACCUCCACCAGUCAGCUGAGUUCAGAGUUCAGUGACUGGCAUCUGUGGAAAUGCGGCCAGUGCUUCAAAACCUUCACUCAACGCAUUCUGCUGCAGAUGCACGUGUGCACGCAAAACCCCGACAGACCGUAUCAGUGUGGACACUGUUCUCAAUCCUUCUCUCAACCCUCGGAGCUGAGGAAUCACGUGGUGACACACUCCAGUGACCGGCCCUUUAAAUGCGGCUACUGCGGCCGGGCGUUCGCUGGGGCCACGACUCUCAACAACCACAUCCGCACACACACGGGAGAGAAGCCUUUCAAGUGCGAGAGAUGCGACCGCAGUUUCACGCAGGCCACGCAGCUCAGCAGACACCAGCGGAUGCCCAACGAGUGCAAACCCAUCAGCGAGAGCAGCGAAUCAAUCGAGGUGGAUUAACGGAUUGACCGGCCGCGAAAAUCAUGAUUAAAUGUCACGGACACUUAAGCAAAACCAAAGAUUUCCUCAGAGAAACACUCAAUCACGCGCGGAAAACCAAAAGCAGUAAUAAAAUAAGUGAGAUGUUAAGAGACAUCGAUCCUGGCACAGGGUGGGGUGAGGGGGUUAUUUAUUAAUGACUUGGCGAAUGAAGAUGUGUUUAGAAGAGCUGAAAAAUAAUAAUAAGUGCGGGAUACAGCACGCGAGUAAAUCCACUUCACACGGCGCUGCGGCUGCGCAGACCGAUCGGCGUUUUUGCAACUGCAGGAUCGCUCGCUCUCGCGAUACUUGGAUGUCAAACGCCGAUCGGUCUCUUCGUGAGGUAAGAAAAUGAAUGUUCUUUGUAUAAAAUGUAAAUUCCGAAUAUUACACAAUAUUGUAUGGCACUUGGGACGAUUAUUUAAUUUUCAAAAUGCAAAAAAAAUGUAUAGAGGAGAAAUCACUGCUUACUUUGAGCUUUCGUACAGUAAAAUAUUUAGCUGUUCAGCAGACUCAGAAAUCCAAAGUUUUAUUACGGGACACUUUUUACUGACCGAGAGCCGUAAGACACGAUUAUUACACGAAAUACAGUUUAUCAGAAAGAAUCUUUAUGAUGUAAAACCAAAGCAAAUGAAACGUGCUUUAUUCUCGAUGGGCUGGUGAUACACGUCUGUCUGAUAAUCAUGAAUUGUGCUGAAAACGUCUUUUGCUCAAAUCCAUCUUUGACUUUUUUGCAUGGUUUCAACAUUUAUCUUUGUACAUAAACAACAGGACAAA